Messenger RNA from Physcomitrium patens, 7055 nucleotides. RefSeq lists its product as uncharacterized. Gene Ontology annotation, cellular component: chromatin; nucleus. Gene Ontology annotation, molecular function: protein binding. Lineage: Eukaryota; Viridiplantae; Streptophyta; Bryopsida; Funariales; Funariaceae. The record is from RefSeq and is a predicted model, not a curated record. Gene Ontology annotation, biological process: regulation of transcription by RNA polymerase II.
GACAAAGACAAGCCGAGAAAGAAGACUCCUGAGAGACUUGAAAGAAGAAAAAGAGGAACUCGGAGGAAAGGGAGGGACAUACAUACACAACUGAUAAUUAUGUGUAACAGUAGAAAACGAUAAUGACCCAUUCCUUUCCUUCCUUUCCGGUGAGGCCUUAAGCUGCCCUUUCUUCUGUGAGAACAUUCACUCCAAGCACAGCACACAACUGACACGCAUAGAUGCAGACACAGAAAAUUUCGGAAACAUCACCAAGCUCAUCGCGUGGAGCGUGAUGUGCCUUGCUGCUGCUGCGGCUGCAGGCUGCUUGUUGAGAGGGAUUGCUUAUUUGCUGUAGGUAUUGAAUUAUAAGGAUCGGAGAGGUGUGUGUGUGUGUUUUAGGGCGGGUUAGGGUUUGGUUUGAUUGACGUGCAAGAAGUCGAAGGCGGGUGGUUGGGGUUGUGAGGAGGGCGGGAAUAGUUGCCGAGUUCGUGAGGGGAUUGAACAUUUGAGGAGUUGUAGUUGUGAGGAGGCAAGGUUGGGGUUCAUGUGACGUUAGGAGUUGCAGUUUAACUUUGGCGGGGGAUGGUGACGGAGAUGUUGAUUGAAAUGGUGAUGGCAAUAGGAAAGGGAGAGGGCGGGGCGUAGCAGUGGUGGCAAUUAGAGAGGUUGUUACAGUGUGAUAGUGCUGUGGAGGGCGUGAAGGGGGGCAUAGAGUGCAGAUGGUGAGUUGAGGGGCAACCUCGGAGGUUGUUUAAGGGGCUUCCGGAAGACAGGAGAGGGAUGGUGAUGUGGAGGGGGAGAUGUGGAGUUGUGCAGAAGCGGGGUUCUGCCCAUAAGUUUGGGGGCGUGCAAACUAGGGUGGUAUCUCAAGCGGGUUGUAGAUGGAGAGAAAGCAGUUAGGGUGUGUAGUGAAUGGGGGUUUCUUUCGUCGCGGAGAACAGAGAAGGAUCUUGGGUGAAGCCUGACGGAUUGACGACAACGUGUUCGGGACAUCUGAGCGCGGAGAUGCAAAUGCUGGAUGCUUCGUGGUGCAUGGGAAGUUAGAAUUGGUAACGGAGACACCGCAUUACUAGAGGAGGAUAUGGGGUGACUUUGAGAUAUUUUAAAACUAUUUUGUUAGUAUUACAAUUUAAUUUGUUGCAGUGUUGGAGCCUGUCUUCUUGCCGCGAAUGCAGUAUGCGUAGGUCAUGAAUUUGCCUACGGAUGCCCGUCGAUCGCAGGCAAUGCCAGCGUUAGGGCACCAUGAGAAUAAAUUCGAUGUGGAGGGAGGAUUGGACGUGAUUUCGAUGAAAGAAAUGGAUAGGAAUGGCAAAGUCGCCACUAUGGAAGGGAGACCAGGCCAUGAUAGCUUCCCAAUUGUGUACAAGCGAAGAUUUUCGAAUUUGGAUGCUUUAAUGGAUCCAAGACCACCGCGACCUCCAACAAUUCUACAUGACGAGUGUAGGUCCGCCGAUUUCGCAGUCGUUCGAAGGAAAGCCUCGUCGCCGAAGCAGAAGCAGAUGACGUUGGAGCAGUUCUGGGGGGAUCAAACCAGCUCAAAACUUUUGGAUCGACUUCCCUCUGUGAGCAAUGCUGGUGAUCAAGUGCCCGCUUCUGUGCCAUCUCCCGUUCAUCAUGAAGAUGUUGACUUCGAGAGACCGGCUUCUGAAAAUAAUGCUGUUAUGAAGCGCAAGCGUGUGGAGAAACCUUUAGCUAUUGAUUUGAAUAGCAAUCCGGGUUCAGAGAAAGCACAGAUUAUGGGACGCAAGCAGAUCGGCAGACCGAAGGGCAUGCGUAAAGUUGAUCAAAAUCUGGAGGGGAAAUUGCCGCGCCCUGCUAGCGAGGUGCACAAUAAGAAACGACGAAUGGGAAGGCCGCCGAAAGAAGGGGUGAAGAGGGAGAGAAGUGAGGUAAAAAUUCGGCCAGGGAAACGGCCCAAGCUUGUUUUGGGAAGGAAUCGCAAACUUGAAGUGGAGUACCACACAGAUCCUAAACAUGAGCUUCAUCGGUUCACGGAUGUCCUUCAAGGCAGUGGAACGGAUGAGCGAGCACACUCAGCUGUGCGACCACAUGUGCAAUUGGUGGAAAGGAGUGUAGUCGCUGUGUCCUGCAACGAGGAUGGAUCUAGCUCCGGAACUCAAACCGAGGACGAUAUGCCAGCGAGGAUUGGAAAUAGGCAGAUUAGGCAGCGGCUGGAGCAGGAGGAGGUUUCGAGCGAGGCAACUCAAAGUGAAACAGCUACCGAAACAGACUCGGACUUGCCGUGUUUGAAUGGAGGAAAUCGGCCGAAGCGUCCUGAUUGUGAGCAGGGAGACGAAGACGAUGAGUCUGAUGGUGAUCGGAUUCCGAUAGAUUUAAAUGUCCUUCCAGAGCUUUUAAUGAGUGCAAAGUCAAGGAGGAAGAAGCGUACUCAAGAGCAGAAGAAAGGCACAGAAAAUUGUCGAAAACCCGCCCUCAAACGUGCCGAGAUUCAUCAGCAGCUACGGCCAUUAGUCCAGACGAAGGCUGUGCAGUCUAACCAGGUUGUGAAGUCUCUGUGGCCUUUAGCACGUGGUCCACAACCACAUGAUUCACAUGAAUCUUUGUCGAAUGAAAACACUACAGUUGUCGUCACUGCAAAUCCUGGGAAGUACAUAUCCCUGAAACGUUUGCGAAGCCUAGCGGGGUCUAGGAAGACGAACUCUCAGUUUGAAUUGCGGGAAUCAAUGAGAGCGGUUGAUCGAGUUGUGAAAGUUAAUAAUGUCAAGACUGUUCAGCCUAAAGCACCGAGGGUGCCUCUAGUGACGAGAAUGGCGGAACCUAGGUCGGAGAAACCAGGAAGCUCACUUUCAAUCCAUGCAGAAGACAAUGGAGUUGCAGGUCUGAGAAACAGAGAGAUAAUUUAUUGUUCCUCAUCUGAAGAGACUGAAAGUGACCGGGAACAGAUAGUUAAUCGUUUUAAGGCAGUGCCAAGGUUCCAAGGAUUAGUGUCACAGGGACAAUCUCCUGGCUUUCUUUACAGUGGAAGUGCUUUAUCGGGCAAGGCUUCGGACUUAGCUCAGCCGAGAAUAAACGGAGAGGACUAUUCUACUGCUAACAAAGAAAUGCCUGGGAAGUUGUACUCUAAACUUACAGUUAACAGAACAGAAAUAAAUGCUGGUCCUCAACAAAAUGUAGGAGUGUCCAGGAAAUUGUCAUUGGUUGCUGACCUAUCUGACGACUCAGAGACAGAGAGUGACAAGGAAAUAGUAGGCCUGGGGGUUCGUCGUCCUGAGACCUCUCGACCACUACUGCAGGCAUCACGAAUUGGUAUGAAGCAGCAGAACGGUGAAAGAGGCAAGAGCUGCGGGCUUCUAAAGGCCACAUUUGUCAGGAAACCCGAAAAUGCGAUUAGUGGAAAGUGUCAUGUGCAAUCCUCGCCUGAUACUUUGAGGAGUGGCAGUAAUACACCGAUGAGAUCUCCCGUUAGCAAUGUGGGAAGCUUCCUAGCAUCGAAACAUCCUGAAGGAGGAUUGUUGUCUAGAAAUGUUGUUCAAAGAGCCAAGAUUAUCAAACCACCGCAGGCGAAACCGGCAGUCAAUGGAAUUGAAAGUAAUGGAGCGGUUACCAAAUUCGCAUCACAGGUUUCACAAAAGGAGAGAAAGCAAAAGAAGAUUGGUGUGUCUAUACUUCAAGGUUCUGAGACCGAUGGUCGCAGACAUUCUGGUAGAGUUGAGGCCUUUGAGGCGGUUUCAGAAGCUCAUUGUUCGGGCUAUUACUCCUCAUUACAGAUCAGUCCCAAUAAUGCAGACGGUCAUCAGGGUGCAAUGCAUGUAAGUCCUCAAGCUGAAUUGUCUGUGAAAUUGAGAACAAAGAAGCCCAUAUUCCAAAAUGGUGCGGUCGUGGUUCAAACGCCUGUGAAACUCAGAACAAAGAAAGCUAGAAUCGAAAACGAAGUCAUAGGAAUGCGGGGACUCGCUGUUUCCAGCAAAAUGACUCCUCGGACGAGGAAGCUAACAGAUGCCAUGCAGAAAUUUGUGACUCAGAAAGCAAAUUUACGACAGUGGAGGGAAGUUGAUUUGAGCAAAAUCAAUCCUAAAGCCUUGAUAGGUCGUACUUGCAAAGUGUUUUGGCCCUUGGACGACGAAUGGUAUCCAGGAGUUAUUCAUGAUUACAACCCUCAAACCAAGAAGCAUAGAAUUGAUUAUAGAGAUAAUGAGAUGGAAAUGGUCUCGGUUUCGAAGGAAAGAUUUAAGCUGAAACUGUCUCCUGAAGAGUGGGUUGACCUUGAGACCGCUACAGGUGAACAGCCACUAAUAAGAAGUCAACCGGACCCAGUUGAGCUGGUUGCAUUAGCAACUGCUGUUGAAGAUCAAGAGAAGCUUGUUCAUGGGGAUCUUGUGUGGGCUAAAGUGAAGGGGUGGCCAAUGUGGCCAGCGUUUGUUAUGGAUGAAGAUCAUGCGGCCGCUUGUGGUAUGGAUCCUGGCAAGAAGGGCAUGGUUCCUCUUCAGUUUUUUGGCAGCUACGAUCAUUGCAGGUUCAGUUACAAAAAAUUGGUAAUCUUUUCGAAAGGUUUGAUGAUGAAAUUCCAUACCAAGUGUAAGCGGGUGGUUUUCGUCCAAGGACUAGAAGAAGUAGAGCGGUAUUUGAAAGAAUGCAAGCUUCCUGACAGCAUGUCCCACCUGCUUGAUGAUGGGGAUGGUGUGCAUGGGGCGAUUGAGAGACAAAGACAGGAAAUUGAAGAAAAUUGGCCAGAGCCAGAACCAGAUGUGCAAGAAACUGGCGGUGAAGUCAAAAGGAUGACGAGAAGGCGAGUCAAGCGCGUUGUGACUUUUCCUCUUCAGUUGGGUGCACUUACGAUUCUGAGUCUAGGAAACGUUGUGCGGGACAGCGAGCAUUUUCAUGAUCAGCAGUACAUUUGGCCCGAAGGAUACACAUCAGUUCGAAGCUUUCCGUCAGCAAAGGAUCCUGAUGCUUUUGUCGAUUACAAAAUGCAGGUAUUUAGGGAUCCCUUAACUCAAUCCUUACCUACGUUCCGUUGUACUCCUGCGGACGACACUCCUGUUGAAGGUCCAUCUCCCUACGCAUGCUGGAAAAAGGCUUUCCACAGGCUGCGAAAGGCUCAUAAGAAGGUGGGAAAGAUUCCUGAGCUAGACAAACGAAUGCAGUUCAGAUCUGCUGCACAUAUGUUUGGAUUUAGCAAUCCCCGAGUUUCAAAGUUGAUUCAGGCCCUUCCAGGUGCGAGAGCUUGCACAAAAUUUGCCAACUGGUCAGUAAACCCUCCAAAUGAAGAUGUGGAGGCUGUGUUACCUGCGGGUUACAAACCUGUUGAAAUAUCAUGGAAGCAUCUAGACCGCUGCACAGUUUGUUACCUGGAUGAAGAAUACGUUGACAAUCUUUUGCUGCAAUGUGACAAGUGCCGGAUCAUGGUGCACAUGAAUUGUUACGGAGAACUGGAACUCCCGGAUGGAGAUUUAUGGCUGUGUAACCUAUGUAGGCCUGAUGCACCUAAGACUCGACCUCCCUGCUGCCUUUGUCCUGUCACGAGCGGGGCGUUGAAGAAGACAACAGAUGGUCGCUGGGCUCAUCUGAUGUGUGCCAUGUGGAUACCUGAAACUUGUCUUGUAGAUGUAAAGCGCAUGGAACCUGUGGAUGGAAUUAACGCUAUUAGCAAAGAACGUUGGAGGCUGACUUGCAGCAUAUGUAAUGUACCAUAUGGUGCAUGUAUACGGUGCUCUGUGAAUAGCUGUAAAACUGCCUUUCACCCUCUUUGUGCUAGAUCAGCUGGUCUUUAUAUGGAAGUUCUGGAGGAGAAGCUGCAAGUGAAUGGGGAAACAGAUUUGAGGUUGCUUUCCUAUUGUCGAAAACACAAGCAAUCAACCAGACUUAAUUGUGAAGUUGCUCUACCAACUCCUUGUACGAAAACUGAUUGCUUGACAUACCAACCACCGGUGACAUCCUCUGGUUGUGCUCGGAGCGAGCCUUACAAUGCAGCAGCAAGACGAGGGCGUCGAGAACCUGAAGCGCUUGCUGCAGCUCUUGCGAAGCGCUUGUUUGUGGAGAACCUUCCAUACAGAGUUACUGGUUGUAGAAAGAACCCCCUACCGAAGAUAGCAAGCGUCAGUAGUAACGGGAAUAUGUGGUCUAUGCAUUGGAAACCUAGUAAAGGACCUCUUGGUGCUACUGCUCUUCCUGCUUCGGCUUCCGCCAAGUCUGGUGAAGACGUGGAGAUCUUGUCGAUGUCAGACAAGUUCCGUAGAAUGAAGUCAUCUUUGAGCCAGCGCCUUGCGUUUGGCAAGUCAGCAAUUCACGGGAUGGGGGUGUUUACAAAGCAGGUCCACUAUGCAAAUGACAUGAUUAUUGAAUAUGCAGGUGAAGUUGUGAGGCCUGUAAUUGCCGACAUUAGGGAAAGGAGAUGCUAUGACUCACUUGUUGGAGCGGGAACCUACAUGUUUCGAAUUGAUGAUGAGCGUGUCGUGGAUGCCACUCAUGCUGGCACCAUUGCACAUCUCAUCAAUCAUUCGUGUGAACCGAAUUGCUACUCGAGGACUGUUACUGCCAGCGGAGAGGAUCGGAUCAUCAUUUUCGCGAAGCGGAACAUUGAGGUUGGAGAGGAGUUGACAUAUGACUACAGAUUUAUGUCAAAGGACGAAGUAUUAACAUGCUACUGCGGGUGUGCUGGCUGUAGAGGAUCUGUCAAUGUUGUAGAUGGUGAUGGUGACUCCACUAAGUUGUCUGUACCGCUAUCAGAACUGAUCAAGUUGCCUGCGACAACACGAGGACACACACAUUAGAAUUCACUCAUACAACUCCAGCUCAAAAAAAUCGUGAUUGCCAUCAAAUGAUUCCAGCUUGCCCAGGUCCUUGAUGCAUAUUGGUGUCAGUAGGUGCAACAUUCAUUCCUUUACACUGAACAACUGUUACCAACUCAAAUUGGAUACAGCUUGGGGGCUGUGCAAUGGCUACCCCGACACAAACAAGGAACAGGUUACCCCAGAAAGCUAUGCGAAUCGAACACUUCAAGCCUCAACAGUUAUGAUUCUGGGGCUGAAGUAAUCUUCGGAGGCUAUUGAACAAUGAUUUAAACGUCUUGUUCUGCAUGAUUGAAGAUCACCCGUGGCUGGGUGUUUUACUUC